AUGACACCAUCCGAGGGUAGGAGCAAUCGAGAAGACUACGGCCCCAUCGACACAGCACAUCUCGCGCAGAGCGUGCGCGAAGAUACCGCCGAGCUCGCCUCAUAUGCCCUCUCGGACAGGAAGCACGACCAGAGUCGCGCCCUAAACUUGCCACGAUCCCGCUCCCCGGCCCAUUCAUCCGCCUCACCGCUUCUCGAGGCGGCGGAUCGCGACCGCGGCAGCCCCGCGGCGAGAGAGCGGUUGCGGAGCCCUCAGUACGGAACCCGCGAUGCGGAUUACGACGGCCGCAGCAUCGAACCCUCCGAUUCCGAACAUAGUGACGGCGACGGCGACGGCGACGAACUCACUGCCGAUGACUGGGAUGCGGGCAGUGGUAGCCGCCUGAGGCGGCACUCUUCGAGAUUAGAGACCGUUCCGGAGGUUGACGAGCAUUCGCCUCUUCUCGCCCACUCUGGGUCAAAGCGAGGCCGGCGUGCUCCCAGAAGAAGGAGUGGUGGGAGCGAAGGUGUCGAUAUCGAAGCCCAACAAGCGAAUAGCUCACGCUCCAAAAUCCUCAACGGUCCCAAGCAGUUUAGGCGCCUUUUGGUCGGGUUGCUGCUCAACAUCCUCGACGCCUUGUCCUACGGUAUGAUCCUAUUCCCGUUGGCGAACCCCAUCUUUUCUCAUCUCGGAUCCGCCGGUAUUUCCAUCUUUUACGUCAGCACGAUCAUAUCACAGCUCAUCUUCUCCAAUGGAAGUAUAUUCAAAGGCGGUGUUGGCUCAGAAUUGAUUGAAGUCGUGCCUUUCUUUCACAACAUGGCGGAAACAAUCACGAUACGCGUCGGGCGGGACAAUGCGGAUGCCGUCAUUGCGACAACGAUUGUUUCGUAUGCCUCGAGUUCCAUGCUGACGGGCGCGGUAUUUUAUCUCAUGGGCAAAUUCAAGUUUGGUUACAUGGUAGGCUUUAUACCAAGGCACAUCUUGAUCGGGUGCAUUGGCGGAGUGGGCUUCUUCCUCGUCGUGACAGGCUUCGAGGUAUCGGCUCGCCUAGAGGGCGGCAUCGAGUAUAAUCUCGAGACACUGAAGCGUCUUGCCCAGCCAGAGACUCUGCCGCUCUGGAUAACACCUCUCGUCCUCGCCUUCAUGCUGUUCUACGGCCAGUCCCGAAUCACUUCCAAAUAUUUCUUACCGUUUUUCAUCAUUUCUAUUCCCAUCAUCUUCUACCUUUGCAUCCUUGCCUUGCGCGGCGUGGAGCUCGAUGGUCUUAGAGGGGCUGGGUGGGUCUUUGAGGGACCUCCUCCUGGCGAGCCAUGGUGGUACUUUUACACCCUCUACAAGUUCGAACUCGUACACUGGGAUGCCGUCAUCGAGACCAUCCCCGCCAUGUUUGCGCUAACAUUCUUCGGCAUUUUGCACGUUCCCAUCAACGUGCCGGCCCUUGCCCUCAACACUGGGGAGGACAAUGCCGACUUAGACCGAGAACUGAGGCUACACGGCUACUCCAACUUCAUCUCGGGUUGCGCGGGCAGCAUCCAAAACUACCUCGUAUAUGCCAAUACCAUGUUCUUCAUGAGAUCAGGAGGCGAUUCGCGGUUGGCGGGAGUGAUGCUUGCCGGCUUCACGUUCGUGGUCAUGACAGUGGGGCCGUCCACUAUUCACUUUAUCCCAGUCAUGAUGGUGGGCACGCUCAUCUUUGAUCUGGGCUUUGAGCUGCUCUUCGAAGCCGUGUGGCUACCCAGGAAGAAGCUCAAGGUUGGCGAAUAUGCGACGGUCAUCAUCAUCGUCCUCGUUAUGGGCGUCUACGAUUUCGUCGUGGGUAUCGGAAUCGGUAUCCUACUCGCCUUUGUAAAUCUCGUCACACAGACCGCUGCAGUUCCUGCCGUGCGGGCGGCUUACUCUGGCGAGGUCGUAACAUCGACGGUCAGGCGCAACCCGUCUCAAAGCCACUACCUAAAGCACGUGGGGCGGCAAAUCUUUAUUGUCAAGCUUACAGGCUACUUAUUCUUUGGCACGAUUGUGAGCGUAGAGGAGAAGAUUAGGAAUCUGAUCGACGACAGGACUUUUUCCGAACGACCUAUUCGAUUCCUCGUCAUCGACCUUUGGCACGUUACCGGUCUUGACUACUCGGCGGGUGAGGCGUUCAAUAGGAUCAACCUCAACUCAGCCCUGGAGAGCUGCGAGAACGAGCUACUCAAGACAUACUACGUCAGCCAGGAGGCGCGGAGCAGCGCAAGCUCACCACGAACCAUCGGCAAACUUGCAGGCAGCCCAAAGGCGCUGGAAGACGUGGACGCGGCCCGCCCUGCCAAGUGGCAAGGGUUCAAGGAGCCGCUGCGGCUCAUGUUGCAAAUCUUCCAGGGGCUCAGCGAGAAGAAUGAAGACUUUUGGUUCCGCGCGACGCCCUACUUCGCCAAGCUCGAGUACGCGGCGGGGACUGUGCUAUUUCGACCGGGAACGACGUGCGGAGACCUGCCCUUCUUUUCGGAAACGAGGCGGACGGCGACGGUCACGGUGGAGCGGGCUAGCACUCUGUGGAUGAUGGACGCCGAGAAGUGGGCCAAAAUCCAGCGCGAGGAGCCCGAGGUGGCGUGGGAGCUUCAGAGAAUGGCGCUGAAGCUCACGAGUCAGCACAUGACUCUCGUGACGUCGUACAUCCUGACGAUGGCGGGCUGA
This is a messenger RNA of Parascedosporium putredinis, 2652 nucleotides long. NCBI's taxonomy places the organism in Eukaryota, Fungi, Ascomycota, Sordariomycetes, Microascales, Microascaceae. The record is from the annotation of a GenBank genome assembly.